Molecule: messenger RNA, 366 nt
Organism: Pieris macdunnoughi
Lineage: Eukaryota; Metazoa; Arthropoda; Insecta; Lepidoptera; Pieridae
Source: the annotation of a GenBank genome assembly
AUGGACCGAACAGUAAUCACAAACCCUAGUCUAAGGUCUCUGCGAUAUUCAGAUAUGGAGAUCGUCAGAGUAACGGAGUCAGUAAUCUGCAUCACCGGGGUUGGCAGUAGCACGACGUUCAGCAGUGAUCAAGCGGUCGGAGGUGGAGGUGGGUCAACCAUGAGUUCGUACCUCGGCAGUUGGAUGCCAUUGUUGUUGAAAUUAUUGUUUGAAAUUGGGAAGCGUGGCCAUUCACCAACCAGAUGGACCGAUCAAGUGAGGGACUCAUCGCUCUCAAAACUAUACACUGUCGUAAGAGACGCGCUGGACCGAAACCGGAGGAAGAGAAUAGUUCGCUUUCUUGCUGACCACGAAGAUCAGAGAUGA